UUCACAGCUUAUAGCCUACAGCAAAGCGAAAACCGGCUGUUUCCAGCGAAUUUUCCAUCUUUGACCCUCCAAUUCCGGAGCGAACUCCGACGGAGAGCUGAGGGUCUCGAGGGAACUUCCGUAGCUUCGCUGUCGUCGGUAUGGGCAUUUCCUGGGACGACGUCGUUUUAAUCCAGCAAGGCAAGCGCCCCGGCGAGCCCAGCGUGGUCACGGUCAAUUGCCCCGACAAACCGGGGCUCGGUUGCGAUCUAUGUAGGAUCAUUCUCGACUUUGGGCUAUGUAUUACUCGAGGAGAUUUUUCUACCGAUGGAAGAUGGUGUUACAUAGUAUUAUGGGUUGUUGCGAAUUCAAAUUCGCAUGAAGUUGAUUGGGAAAGCUUGAAAAAUCAACUCUUCUCAGUGUGCCCUUCGUGUUUGGUCUCAUUUUACUUAAAUCAACAUUCUGAAAGUUCGUUGCGUAAUUCUAUCUAUUUGUUGAAGUUUAUUUGCCUUGACAGAACAGGAUUGCUUCAUGAUGUUACAGAAGUCCUUACCGAGCUCGAAUUUACCAUUCAGAGGGUAAAAGUGAUGACAACUCCAGAUGGCCAAGUUGUGGACCUGUUUUUCAUUACAGAUGCCAUGGAGCUUUUACACACAAAGAAGAGGCAAGAUGACACGUGUAAUUAUUUGUUUGAUGCUCUUGGGGAGUACUGCACUGGAUGUGAACUUAAAUUGGCAGGGCCUGAAUAUGAAAGUUUGCAAGGGUUCUCCUCACUUCCACCAGCACUUGCAGAAGAGUUAUUUGGAUGUGUGAUUCAAGACGAGAAAUCCUGUGUAGAAGAACCUAUCCCAGAUACAAAGUUGAAGGAGGCCACAAUCACAGUUGAUAACCUUAUGAGUCCAUCCCACACUUUGCUUCAAAUACAAUGUCCUGACCAAAAAGGCCUCUUCUAUGAUGUUUUAAGAACUUCGAAGGAUUGCAAUAUUCAGAUCGCUUAUGGUAGAUUCUUUACAAGUGAGAAAGGCGUCCGGAAUAUGGAUCUUUUUAUUCAGCAAGCUGAUGGAAAAAAGAUUGUAGAUCCCAAGCAUCAGGUUGCUCUGUGUUCCCGGCUAAAAGAGGAAAUGCUUCACCCAUUGCGUGUCAUUAUCUCGAAUCGAGGACCAGAUGCUGAACUCUUGGUUGCUAAUCCUGUUGAAUUAUGUGGGAAGGGAAGACCGCGGGUAUUUUAUGAUAUAACUUUGGUUUUAAAAGCUUUGGGAAUCCGCAUCUUCUCGGCUGAAAUUGGAAGGCACUCUACUUCAGAUAGACAGUGGGAGAUAUAUAGAUUUCUGUUGGAUGAAAAUUGUGAACUCCAACUGGCAAGCAGUAAAGCUAGACGUCAGAUCAUUGAUAGAGUUAAAAGAACAUUGUUGAGCUGGUGAACUGAUUCAUGUGCUAACCAUCUCUUCGAGGCUCGCCAUUGUAAACUGUCUAGCACUUCGACUACCUUGGUGCUUAAAGUUUGUAAUGUUGUAUUAUUGUCUUUUAGGCUUCACAGGCAUCUCAUACAUGUAAUCAGGAAUUGAAAAUCGAUGCUGAUGCAGCAGAGUUGAGUUCUGUACAGAAUCAAUACCUGGUGUUUCUCUGAUAUUGUAACGCUAUUGAUUUGUUUUGGCUUA
Molecule: messenger RNA, 1637 nt
Organism: Tripterygium wilfordii
Lineage: Eukaryota; Viridiplantae; Streptophyta; Magnoliopsida; Celastrales; Celastraceae
Product: ACT domain-containing protein ACR9
Exons: 6
Coding region: 141-1400 (419 amino acids)
Source: RefSeq, a predicted model, not a curated record